AUGGCGAAAUCACUUAAGCUACGUGCCGAAGAUCCGGUGAAAUACAAUGUAGGAUGGAGACGCAUCGUGCGAAAUUUCAGUCCGUCAUGGUUUGCAAUCACUAUGGGCACUGGCAUUGUUUCAGUGUUGAUGAUAUCGGUCCCUUUUGAUGCUCCAGUGCUAUAUUACUUGUCGAUUGUCUUCUUCCUACUCAAUAUCGUGUUCUUUAUUCUAGCUUCCGUUACAUCUGUUCUCCGAUACACCUUAUAUCCUGAAAUAUGGAACGUGAUGAUCCAGGAUCCCAUCAAUUCACUGUUUUUGGCGACAAUCCCAAUGGGGUUUGCGACCCUCAUCGAGAUGUGGGUGUUCGUUUGCGUGCCCGUCUGGGGAGAAUGGGCCAAAACAGUUGUAUGGGUUUUAUGGAUGAUAGAUGUGGUAGCUGCGGCUUCUGUGACUCUGUCUAUGUCCUUCAUCUUGAUAUCUCAGCGCUACAUCACCUCCCUAGACAGGAUAACUGCAAUUCAAUUAUUGCCAAUCGCAGCAACUAUUGUGGCGGCGGGUGCUGGCGCAGAAGUUGCUAUUAUCUUACCAGACAAACCACAUGCGCUAGGAACGCUUCUCGUCUCGUUCAUUCUCUGGGGUAUGGGCACUCCGUUGGCAAUUGCGGUGUUGGUAAUCUAUUAUCAGCGGCUUGCAGUGCAUAAGCUUCCACCGAGGGAAAUAGUUGUGAGCUGUUUUCUACCCCUGGGGCCUCUUGGCUUUGGUGGGUUCGGCAUCCUUUAUAUCGGAAAAGUAGCACGCGUGCUAUUACAGGAUUCCCAAUUCCUGGACCCUAUCACGGGCCAGAUGGCAUACGUCUUAGGCGUCUUUAUAUCCCUGCUCAUGUGGAGCUUCGGCUUGAUUUGGCUCGUGUUCGCCCUAGCUACCGUUCUAUACAGGUCUCCCUUUCCUUUUAAUAUGGGUUGGUGGGGAUUUACCUUCCCGCUUGGGGUGUAUGCCGCCAACACGAUGCAACUGGGCAUUGAAAUGGACAUCAUGUUCUUUAAAGUUCUCGGUACCGCCUUCAGUGGUGCUGUUUUGUUAUUGUGGAUGUUGGUUGCAUCACGAACUGCAAAUGGGGCAUGGCACGGAACCCUGUUUUAUGCCCCAUGCUUACAAAACUUGGCCUCGAAGGGAGAGGGGGCUGAGCGAGAUCAAGAUCAACAUCGCGCUUUUGUCUUCGUACAUGGCCUGAACCCAAGUGGUCGAAACGAUCAUCCUUUCCAGACAUGGACGCAUAGCAAUGGCAAGUUCUGGCCGAGGGAUUUCCUAGCUGAGGACAUUCCAUACGCGCGCGUCUUUGUCUACGGAUACAAUUCAAAUAUCACUCAUCCACAGACCAUGUCAACGGCAAGCAUCAAGGACCACGCGAAUACUCUAUUGAAUUUGUUGGAUAUGGAACGUGGUCCCCAGAUGGGCUCUGUUCCACCAAAAGUGAUAUUUAUUGGACAUAGCUUAGGAGGGUUGGUGAUCAAACAGGCACUUCUCAAUGCCAAAGAAGAUCCAAAAUAUACUUCUAUUCGUUCGGCAACUUCUGGUCUCGUGUUUUUUGGGACACCUCAUCGUGGCGCAAAGGCUGUGGAACUGGGGAAAAUCGCAGCUCGAGUGGCCCGCUUUGUGUCCAAAGGCCACGCUAGCAAUGACCUUCUCGACUGCCUGGAGCACAAUUCACUUUUCACGCGCCAAAUGACAGAUCGGUUCCGACAUCAACUUGAAGAUUAUCGUGUUGUUAGCUUCAUUGAAGGGAAAGAGGUGCAAAUAGGGGGAGUUGGACCAGCGUCUAUCAGUCAUCUUGUGGUUGAUGAGGAGUCCGCGGUUCUCGGGUUGUCCGGUUUACGCGAAACCCAACUCAAGCUCGACGCAGACCAUUCGCAGAUGUGCAAGGUGGGCGCUCGGGGUCCUAUGUAUCGUUUGAUCAAAGGAAACAUCAAACAGCUGGUCGAUCAGGCGCUUUUGUCCGAGCAAGGCUUCAUUCCACAAUCAGUGCCUUUGUCUGCUUCAUCUCCACCACCAGUACCACCUCGCAUGCAUUCGAAUAGUAGUACCCCAUACCAAGGCCAGGGUCGCCCAUCUCCAGCGCAGAGGGUUACAGGAGUGAUGUUCAAUGCUCUGGAUAAUGACCCGCGAUCUGUUCGCUCUGCAGAACUCAAAAAUCGGGCUCGAUGGGACGAAGCCCGAACCGUCGAAUAUGAGAUUUUCCAGGAGCAUUUGCGUAGCCUUGGUCCCGAUCAUUUCAGUACACUGUCAGUGGCAUACAAUCUAGCUGAAGUGGAACUGGAGACCAACUACUUGGAGAAAGCAAGUGAAUGGUGUCAUUGGGUUUCCGAAAAUGCCCAACGCGUCUUUGGGGCAAAGCAUCCUCUGGCAAUGAAGACGGAAAGCUUGGCGGCAGAGGUAUUGUGCCAGCAGGGCAUGUAUCAGGAGGCGGAGUCAGUCUGCGCCAACGUGUUGGCCCGUCAGCAAAUGACUAUCGGCGAAGACCAUUUGGACACCUGUGACACCCGGCGCCGAUUGGGGAUGACUUACAAUGCGCUUGGUCGCCGGGAAAAUGCUGUCAUGACUGCAGAAAAGCUGACAGACAGCCUAAAACGUCUGCUUGGAGAAACCCACAUCCGUGUAUUCGGAUCUGUGUUGGACGGGCUGGAGUAUAUCAUUAGCAACCAAUCUGGGAACGCAACUACCCUGAUUGUUAUGCGUUUUCAGCCCGAUGUACAACAGGCCUUGGAGAUGUUGUUACAAGUCUACCAAGAGCUUCGGACUGCCUUGGGUCAUGGACACCCGUCUACCAUCCGUGCUCUCUCUCUCCACGGCCGAGCACAAAGCUUUAUGCAGCAGAGCAUGGAGGCCUCGGAGACGCUACGCCGGGCUCUGGCCAGUGCAGAGGAAGCAUUAGGGCACGAUCAUCCGUUGACGAUGGAUAUCGUGGGCAAUAUUGGCGUCAUGUACGCUCUGCAAAACGGCUAUGCGUCAGGUUACCUCACCAACAAUCGUGCCGCGGAAGCGUUCCCCUGGUUGAUACGAUAUUUGAACUGGGUCGAACAUCGCAAAGGCAAAGACAACCCCGAGACGCAAGCCACACUGGAGCUGCUGGCCAAUUUACACUUCAAUGCUAAAGAAUAUGAACCAGCCCAGAAGUACUAUGAGCGCCUGAUAGCGAAUAUGCGCAGGACUGACUCAGCAGCGAACGAACGCAUCAACGCUCAGCUCCAGCUGUGUCGAGCGAACACCAUGUACACCCGUCGAGGCCUAGGGGCAGGGCUGGGUGGGUUCUUGUCCAACUUGCAGCGAUAA
Messenger RNA from Penicillium robsamsonii, 3309 nucleotides. Its product is annotated as LipA and NB-ARC domain protein. The transcript has 9 exons. Gene Ontology annotation, cellular component: plasma membrane. Gene Ontology annotation, biological process: sulfite transmembrane transport; transmembrane transport. The record is from RefSeq and is a predicted model, not a curated record. Lineage: Eukaryota; Fungi; Ascomycota; Eurotiomycetes; Eurotiales; Aspergillaceae. Gene Ontology annotation, molecular function: sulfite transmembrane transporter activity; protein binding. The coding region runs from base 1 to 3309 and encodes 1102 amino acids.